This is a messenger RNA of Varroa destructor (honeybee mite), 4198 nucleotides long. RefSeq lists its product as uncharacterized. The record is from RefSeq and is a predicted model, not a curated record. Lineage: Eukaryota; Metazoa; Arthropoda; Arachnida; Mesostigmata; Varroidae.
GUUCUGCCCACCUAAAUAUUGAAGAACUCUAGAACUACAGUACUCUUAUGCUUUUAUUUCUAUUUGUGGUCCGUGAAGUAGCAACAGUUCAAUUCUCCAUUAGCAUGUGAGGGAAACUGAAGCAUGGUGCCUACACUCUUUUCUCAGAGACGUCGUCGACGUCCGGGUUUUCUGAGGGCUAAAACUCCUCCAGAACCACCAUCAUUUUCAGCAUUUGCUCCAGAUCCCACACUUGUGGACAGCCAGGCGGGCACUGCGCUUCCUCUUUCAGCCAAGAAUGCCGUACCAGCGUGCCAAGGAGACGAAAGUUCUCUUUCGGUUCCUACACUGCUGUCGUUGGCGAAACAACAAAAAGCCGGUAUCGGACCAGCUGUUUGUGACGAAUAUAUAGGCACACCACGCAGAAGAAGCUCGCGAUUUUUGGUGAUUCAAAGCGGUCCCGACACAAUUAAAAAACCUUUAAACCAGAAUAAAGAAGACACAGUUCGUAAUGUAGCUCCCCGGUCUGCUGUACUUUCCACAGAUGGAGACAGUAGCAGUCCAUCAAUUGCUGAAAUCGCUACUGCACUGACUGGGCAGACGGAGACGCACAACAGUCCGGCAGAAAACGUUACCCCUUUUCUCCGCAGUAAAGAUACUAUAGACAGAAGUCAAGCAGAACAACCAAUUACUAAGUAUAAAGCGCAGAGAAUCAGAUGUUUGUCUGACGGUAAAUCUACCCUGAGUGAAUUGAAGUUGUCCACACCAGUGAGAAAAAGUUUAAGGCUUAUGACGGCGCGCGAAGGUCAAGGAAAACAAGAGGGAUCAGGUCGACAGUGCAAAACAAAAACACCCGAACGUAAGUUACAACUCUGUAAUUCGACUGAAGUCACUGUGUCUACAGCAGCGCGUCAACGAUCUGGGACACCAUCAAGGGUCCUUGUAUCUAUGCCAAAGCGACAAGCAAUAAGAAAAAGUAAACUGGAAAAUGCAGCUCAGGAUAUGAAUGCCAUAAUGAAUGGAAAUUAUAAUUCCUUAAACGGGACGUCCGCAGAAAAAACAAGAGGUUCUGUAUAUGGCGGUAAAAAUGCUACGAAAGCGGCUAUAAAGAACGUUAGUACGUCCAGUCAGCAAAUACUUCCUAGCCUGCGAAGCAAUGCAAUGCGUUGUUUUAAAGCCGAAAAAGGAUCGGCAAUGGCCAACACAAGAUCUAGCCUUUGUGCUAACGGACUGAGAAAUAAUUCUACCAUAAAUAACUCCAUGAGCAAGUUAGUUGCCGUUCAAAACCCUAAGCCUUCUGCGGUAGCGUCAGUAGGUUAUCAUCGACAUCUCGAAAAUGUAACAUGGCCCUCUAACGUUAUUAACAUAAGCAUCACUUCAAUGGAUCAUGUCAAAAACUGUGUCAUGCUCACAAAUAAUGGAUGCUGCCCAAUGAAAGACGAAAAGAGAACAGAAGCUCAACAAAUAGACAAGAUGCAACUGUUGAACCACGUUCACAUUGAUAUUUCAAAAGAACGUUCAUUAUCUUGCCGCGCGCCAGCUUCUGACAUAUUAACGGUAUGUGACGACCUUCUGUCUGGUUCUAUAGAGAACCCAUCGUAUGCAACGUUUCUCAAGGAAAUCUGCCAUAGGGGGCCUACGAACAACCCCAUGAAUGCAAAUCGGCAUUCUACAAGAAAUACUACUCAACUAAAUGUUGACAAUUGUGAUCGUCAUCCUCGAGUUGAUCAGAGAGAGAACGCCAAUAGAAAUGUUUCAGGUAGUGUUGAGGCACCGAUGAUACCAUGUUUGCCAGCUGUUGUUCUCACGCCAGCUUUUGCUGAUCAGCCUAAGGGAAAAGAAGGGAAAAAGCGAAAUCGAUUCAAGAGAGAAAUGCGGACCUGUUUUACCCAGGUAACACCGGUCCUCAAAGAAAAGAAAAAGAAAGAUAACCAAGGUAAACCUGUCCUACAAGACAUGCAGACAAGCACUACCGACUUCAGUCAUAUCAUGUACGUUCCCGGCUAUAAAUCGCUAUGCGUUCAGGUUGAUCUGGAUCAAACAGAAAGUCUCCCAAAACGAAGGAAAAUCUCUGAUGUAUGCGGUCUAGUUGCGAAUAGGAACUGUGACAAUAGGGGCAAGCCAAAGGUGGACAAAGGCACCAGCUGUUGUGAGGUAUUGGUUGAUGAAAAUAUACCUAAGAAUAAACCAGAUACCCCGAAUCAUGAACGCCAAGCAUCAUCUGUUGUUGAAACGACCACGUCAAAGGCAGCUUGUAUUCCUUUGCCUUUAGCUCCUAUAUUUGAACAUCCGCGAGAAUAUUGUUCCGCCUGCGUACAGGUUGACAUGGGUAAGAGCGCACUGAGUUCUCACUUGUUUGUGAAAAUGCCCGAUAAUGAUGGAACGAUCCGACAAGCUUUGGCUCCACCACCAGAUAUAGCCAGAAAUUCCAUAGAGGCAACCCUAUAUUCUCGAGGGGCUAAAAAGUCUCUCUCAGUACUUGUCGCAGAGGAGCAAAAUCUUGUGAACUCCAAAAAACUCAGUUCUCAAUUUAGCCUUAUCGGAACUGAAAUGGCGCCUCCAUUCGCAAAUUUGAAUCUUGAUGCACUUCCCGGUAUAAUAGUCGACAACCCCGGUGUUCCAGUUUCGGAAGAAAAGGAUCAUUAUGUGCCUGUUAAUGUCGAAUCUGCAACGCAAGCCUCAACACUACCAGUUUUCGAGGCUGACCGAAAGUUGAGCCAUGUCACCCGUAAUCGACAAGCGACAAAUGCACCCUCAGAUUCCAAUAGUGUCAACAAAUCGCCAGCCGCGGUGAGCUUGGCUGCAAACAGCUGUCAUUUGAAUCGAAAGAGAUCGCCUCCGCUAAGGCCAAUACGAUGCUUUUCAGCUCAUUUGUCUGGUAAAAUGCCCGUUCGCACAGUAAAUGCUGAUGUCAAUGCCCUACAAAAGGAUCUUUUUCAACGACCCUUCAUUCGCCGUCGAGUCAUUAUCUCUAACGAGGUGUUUCGUCGAGUGAACCAAAGGACCGAGGAGAUGUGGGAAGCUUUUCGAAAGCAGUUUAAAUUGGCGGCAAUGGCGGAAGAGAAUGAACAAUGGACCGCACACAAAGCCGCGAAGAGGCGUAGCGAGGCUCGACGAGACGCACUUGUCGACCACGAGCCAAUUGACGAUAAUAUGGAAGAGGAAAUUCAAAUAAGAGUUACCGAGAAGGUGGCUCAAAUGCAAAAAAAAAUCAAGAGAAUCGAGAAAAAGCUCGCCAAGGAAGCAGCGGCAAAAUCAAAGCCUGUCGAUGAACCCAAAGCCUCCAAAAAGCAGGCAACAACAACAACCGAUGAAAACAGUCAUACCUCUCAGGCGACUGAUCAGCCGAAAAAUUUUAGAAAAACAAAACAAAAAAGGGAAGACGCUUUAAAUUUGAACAAGCGUAGAAAAAUAACGCGAGCUACCAGUUUACAAGAUUCGACUAAUCACCACGAGAACAGACGACUGAAGUCUCAUCGUCUAUGCACACUUAUGGAAGAAGAGAUUUCCCCGAUAAAAAUAACUCGCCUUGCAAAUGCCAAUGGAAAAACGAGAUGAAAGAAGCUGAUAUUACGUGACACCCUUAGAUCAUUUACAUUCGCUAUCUUAUUAGGUUGAGCCAUGUAAUUUAUUAUCCGGCAAUUCAGCGAGUAGGAGGUGAUACCAAAUUUUUGUGUUUUCCCAAAAUAAUAACAAAAAUAACAAGUGAUUGAAAGAUAAGCGAUCUCUCGACUGGUACAAUGGCGAUUGUUAUUUUUCUGUCGAUUCUAGUAGACGAUUAUCGCAUUUCCGUACCCCACAUUGUCUAACAAAUGGCAAACAUUAUGUUCCUUCUGUUUAUGAUUCCUUUUUGUUUUUAGUGGUACAUACUUUUGAAUUAUAAAAUCCAUGCAUAUUGCUACCAACACAGAUAAAAUUAUUUAGCUACUUAACUGCAUAGAUCAUUGACUUUCUCAUGUACAUAAUGUAGCUGCAUUAAAAGACACAUGUUUUUUGUUUGUUUAAGUUAUGUAAGGUUAUAGUGUGUAUGGCGCGGAGAAAGGUUUUCUAAUAAAAAGUAGAUGGUGAUCACCGUAUCCUCUAAAUUGGGUAGAACCUGUUUCGAAAAAGUAAACAGUAGAUGCAUACAAAUUGUGGAUGUAUAUAUAGAAUAACUUGAAUAAACAUAUUUAUGGAAGCAGAAUACAUAUACACAAAUUUGUUCUUACCUAAAAUUGUG